Messenger RNA from Caenorhabditis sp. 36 PRJEB53466, 6131 nucleotides. The record is from the annotation of a GenBank genome assembly. Lineage: Eukaryota; Metazoa; Nematoda; Chromadorea; Rhabditida; Rhabditidae.
AUGCCAGACUUGGGCAACAAAUCGGACUCGCACAAGAUCGACGAGUUCGUGAAGCAGUACGCAGGCAGUAGGAGUAUUAGAAGGGUGAGUUCCAGCUCAACAUUUCGAUUUUUAGCAUAACAAUAUGAAAUUUUCAGGUUCUAGUAGCAAACAACGGGUUGGCGGCGGUGAAGUGUCUCAAUUCGAUCCGACAAUGGCUUCAGAAGCAGUUCGACACGAGCGACGUCGUCAGUUUUGUGUGCAUUGCGACGCCAGAUGAGCUCAACGCCGCGUCACGUCAGUUUCUCUUGAAGUCUACCAAAAAACGUUUCAAAACUCUUUUUCAGAAUACCUCAAGCUGGCGGACGAGCUGGUGAUGGCCCCGGGCGGCAAGAACACCCAAAACUUUGCCUCCGUCGACGUCAUCGUGCGUCUGGCACUCGAGUCGCACGUGGACGCGGUCUACGUCGGCUGGGGGCACGCUUCCGAGAAUCCGGAGCUGUGCCGACGUCUCCAGGACGAAGGCAUCAUCUUCAUCGGCCCGUCGGUUCAAUCGAUAAUCGCGUCCGGCGACAAAAUCGUGAGCACAAUCAUCGCGCAGUCGAUCGGAAUGCCGACGGUGACGUGGAGUGGAGGCGAUGUGCGCGUCGAGGAAUGCGUGCAUUCUCCGAUGAAUUUCCACGAAUUACGCGAGUCGGCGACGAUUCGGACCGUCGGAGAGGGUCUCGAAGCGAUCGGAAAGUACGGAAUCGGGGUGCCGAUGAUGAUCAAAGCGAGCGAGGGCGGCGGUGGAAAGGGCAUUCGGAAGUGCGAGCGGAUGAACGACUUUGAGCGGCUUUUCGAGGAGGUUCAGAUUGAGGUACUUUUUCGAGUUUCGAAUGAAAUCUAAUCGUCUCUUUUUAUGUGCCCAACUCGCCAAUCUUCCUGAUGAAGUGUAUGGAAGGAGCGCGCCACGUGGAAAUCCAAAUCCUCGGAGAUGAGCACGGCGAGGUGAUGGCCCUCUCGUCGCGAGAUUGUACGAUUCAGCGGAGAUGCCAGAAAGUGAUCGAGGAGGCGCCGGCGACGAUUGUUCCGGCGGAGAUUCUGGAAAAAAUGAAAGAGGUUUGAAACCAGUUUCAGAUCUAAAACAGGCUGUGAAAGAAUCGAAACUCGACAGAAUUCGCUCAAACAACUUUUAUUUUUCAGUCCAACUUCAUAGUUUCACAUAGCUACUCCAAAAAUGAUGACCGUUUCCAUUGCAGGACGCGAUCGCAUUCGCCCGAUUCGCCGACUACUACUCGGCGGGAACCGUCGAACUCCUGUUCGUGCCCUCGACUUGCGAAUACUUUUUCCUCGAGCUCAAUCCGCGUUUGCAAGUGGAACAUCCGUGCACGGAGGCCGUUUGCGACGUGAACGUGCCCGCUCUCCAGUUCCAAAUCGCAAUGGGCAUCCGGCUCAGGGAUAUUCCGGACAUUCAGCGGUACAAAAAGAGGGUGGAGAGCGGAGAAGACGGGAAGAUCCAUUCGAUCGCCGCCAGGGUCACUUGCGAGGAUCCCGCUGAUCGGUAAGGAAGUUUGACUCAAAAUUCGGCGAUUUUUCAUGUCAUUUUUUCGUCACAAUCUUAAUUUUCUAACUUUCAGCUUCCUCCCCUCGACUGGCCACGUCAAAUCUCUGAAAUUCGGCUCCACUUCAAAAGCGUGGGCGUAUUUUUCGGUGAGCGACGGAAGUACGGUCCAUGAGUACGCCGACUCGCAAAUUGGACACGUUUUUGCGAAGGGCGAGACUCGGUACGAGCACUUUAGUAAAAUUAGAAAUUGUCUUUAUCAUUUUCAGCUCGGAAGCGAUUGCGAAUCUGAAACACGCUCUGCAGAACCUGAAAAUCGACGCGACGUUCUCGACCCAAUCAGAUUAUCUCAUUGAUUUGCUCUCGUUGGAAAAGUUCAAAGAGAACACGUACGACACGCAAUGGCUCGACAAAAGGAUCGCAAAUCGAGAUGGACAGGUUGGAUGGACAUCGCAGAGAACGCGAUUUCUAGAGCAUUUCUGAUCGUUUCAAAGUUUUUGCAGAGACUCACCCUACCCAUCGAUCAUCUGAUUGCCGUGAGUGCGGCGGCCAUCGGAAGAUUGAAAAUCCGACGCAUUUUUGAAAAAUACGAAAAAGCGCUGAAAUCUGGAAAAAUUGAGCUGCCGAUCGGGUUGAGCAGAGCCGCGGACGUCGAACUUCAGUUGAACAACGUCAAAUACUCGGUAAAAUUGUGAAUUGUUGGGGAAAAAAUGAAAAUAAUGCCAUUUUUCCAGUUGAAAGUGUUCGAAGAGACCGAUGCCAAGUAUCAAAUCAGGCUUGGAGGUCAGGAAACGACAGUGGAAAUGCUCGCGAUUGGCUCUUCCGGCGAACAGAAAAUCGCUCUCCACCAGGGAAAAUCGGCGGAAUAUCAGCUGGAAGAGACGGACGAUUUCUACACGGUUUCCGCAAAUUGCUGCCAUUUGUCAAAUGAAUAUUGUGUUUUUACAGAUUAAACUCGCCGGAAACAAGUUGAAAUUCGCGAAGACCGACAAUGACGAUGCGAGCAUUUUGAGCUCUCCGUAUGCCGGAAAAUUUUUGGGUUACAGGGUGAGGGUGUGGAACUUUUUUGUAGAAAUUUUAAAGUUUACAAUUUUUUACAGGUUGCUCCCGGCGAAUUUGUGCAAGUCGGUCAAAUGUACGCUCAAAUUGAGCUCAUGAAGAUUACGUUUGAUUUGGUGGUGAAAAUGGCGCCUGGGAGGUUUGUUUUUGAAAUCUUCCAGCGAUUAAACUCUCCCAUUUCUCAGACUAAUUCAAGUGGCGAAAGAGGGCGAUCAAAUAAAAGAGGGAACCGUUUUGGCGCGGCUCGAAAUUGACAGAGAGGCGAAAGAGCAGCUGAAGACGAGCGAGAAGUUUAGCGGAAAUAUGGACGGAUGGAGAAGAGAGGAUAAAUCGCAUUUGCAGGUGGGAUUUUAGUCUAAUUUUCAAGGGAAAAUAGCCGAUUUUCAGCGGGCGAAACUGGUUCUGGAAGGCCGUGGAUGCAUGGAUCUACAGAUUCUCCACGUCGACGAGCUCAUCUCGAAUCUUUUUGAGAAGGAAAAGACGGAAGACCGCGGAGAUGACGUCGGUUUGCCGUCCGAAUCGGCUCGUCACAAAAUGCUCGGUCUUUUCGAGCUAUUCCUCGACACGGAGAGCGAUUUUGACGCUCGCGACGGCUUUGACGAAUGCGUGCAACGUCUGAGUGCGAAAAUCACGAAUUCGGCAGACGUCGUCGACAGAAUCCACUCGAAUUUGCAUCUGAAGACGAAGGAAGCGAUGAUUUGCGGGAUUCUGGAGCUGUUUGCGGAGAAUUACGGAAAUUCGGAAGAGUUUCGAACGAUUUUGAGCAGAUUUUUCGCGGCGAAACAGUUUCGGAGACUCGCCCCGCUGGCCGCCCGGAUUCUGUACAAACUCAACGAGAACGCGGACUUUUCCGCCGAAAACUGUGGGAUUGACGUGAAAUCCGCCGGAUUCGCGUCGUCGAUGCGAUUCAGAAGACACGGAAGUUCGGGAAACAUUUCGGAGCAAAUUGACAACGCACUCGUCGCCUUUUCCUGUUUUUCCGACGGAACAUCUCUUAAAUUUGUGGCAAAUCGAGUGGAAAUUGAGAAUUUGAACGGUUUGGAUGUGGAAGACGCGAUUCUCGAGAAGACCGGUGCACUGAUCGAGGCAGAAGUUAAAGAGGUUUUUUUUUUUUUAAACUUGGAAAAAAUGCGUUUCUCUUGUCAGAUUAUCGUCAAAAAUGGCUCCGAAACGCGGCGAUUCGUCAAUGAAAUUGGGCAAUUUUUGGAGGAAAAGGAAGUUGCGGAAAUUCCGCCGUUUUGCGCUCCGGAAAAGCGCGAUUUGAAGCGAUUUUUGGCUAGGUUUGCUCGACAAAAGGUUUUUGUGAACAUUUGAAAUGUUUUAGACAAAACCGCACCACGUACAUCUACGAUUUCCCGCUUCUUUUCGCCAGAAUCGCAGCCGAAAAUGCGGGAGUUGAAAACUGGAAAUCGGUGGUCGAAACUCGAGAACUGAUUAUCGAAAACGGAAAGCUUUUGAUUGUUUCUGAUGAGUUGGAGCUCGAAAAAAGAGCAUCGACGGGUUGCAAUUCGUGCUCCGUCGUCGCGUGGCUUCUCAGGCUCCGAUUGACGGAAAAUGCGAAGCCCGUCGAAUUUGUGCUCAUCGGAAACGACGUCACUCACCAAGUGGGCUCAUUUGCAAUGCCCGAGCACACACUCUUCGAGCACGCCAGCAAAUUGGCCAGGCAAAAGAAGGUUUGAAAGAGUUUUAGUGUUUUUCGGGGAAAAAGUAUUUCCAUGAAUUUUUCCAGAUCCCACGCAUCAACAUCUCGUGCAAUUCGGGCGCCCGCAUCGGCCUUGCUCGCGACGUGCUCGACGUGCUCAAAGUGAAGCUGAAGGCGAACGGACACGAUUUCGACUAUCUUUACGUGGAAAAAACGGAAAAGGAGCGAAUCGGCGCGCAAAUUGUCUACGAAGAGCACGGCGACGAGCUGAAAUUGGUGGCCGUAAAGGGAAAGAAAAACGAGUUUAUUGGUGUGGAGAAUCUGAUGGGAUCGGGAGCGAUCGGCGGAGAGACCUCGAGGGCAUACCGCGAGAUUCCCACAUACUGUUACGUGACGGGCAGAUCGGUGGGCAUCGGUGCGUACACGGCACGGUUGGCGCGACGGAUCGUCCAGCACGAGAAGGCGCACCUCAUACUCACUGGGGCCAUGGCACUGAACACGUUGCUCGGAAAGAAGGUACGGUGUUGAAAUGACAAAUGCAUUUGUUUCUUCAUAGUCUGAGGAAUUGCUGCAUAAAAGCGAUCAACCAACGAAGAAUUCUGCAGGUGUACGCGUCGAACAACCGUCUCGGCGGCAUCGAAAUCAUGUCGAACAACGGAAUCGCGCACGCGACGGUCCCGUCCGACCUGGCGGGAAUACGAAAAUUGGUCGAAUGGAUCAACUAUUUGCCGGCGAAACAAACGGAUUUCCCAUUCUUCAAGUGCUUCUCCGUCCAAGAUUUGGACGAAUUGGAACCCGUCGAAGUGAACAAGGAUGAAAUGCAGAAAGACGUCCGAAACCUUAUCGCCGGAAUCGACGGGAAACGUGAGCAGAUUCGGGAUGCACUUUUUUUUAAAAGAUAAACUGUUCAGAAGGAAUUUUCGAUACGAACUCGUUUGAUGAAAUCUGCUCGCAAUGGGCCGCGUCUAUUGUGACGGGACGGGCGAAAUUGAACGGAUUGGCGGUCGGAGUGAUUGGUUCGCAGUGGAAAUCAUACGAAAAACGACAAUUGGCCGACGAGAGUGUCGAAAAAAGCGAAGAGACGCAGACGACGAGAGCCGGACAAGUUUGGUGAGAAUUUUCAGAGAAAAAUCUAACAAAAUAUCCAUUUUUAGGUACCCAGACUCGGCGUUCAAGACAUCGCAGGCGAUCAGCGAUUUCAACCGCGAAUCUCUGCCACUCGUAAUGAUCGCAUCGCUACGUGGCUUCUCGGGCGGCCGCAAAGACAUGUCGGAUCAGGUGCUCACCUUCGGAGCUCACAUCAUCGACGAACUCUCGCAGUACACGCAGCCGGUGAUCGUCUACAUUCCGGCGGGCGGAGAGCUGCGCGGAGGAGCGUGGGCCGUCGUCGACUCGCACGUCAAUCCCGGAUUCGUCCACGUCAUCGCCGACGCCACGUGUCGAGGAGGAAUUCUUGAGCCGAACGCGGUGGUCGGCAUCAAAAUCCGCGAGCCGCAACUCGGAAAGCUCAUGGAGCGGAGCGGAGUGGCCGCAGAUUCGGCGGACUCGGUGAAGAGCGCGUUCAAAAAGGCGGCCGUCGAAUUUGCGGAUAUGCACGAUAGAUGGCAGCGGAUGGAACACGUCGGAGCGAUCCGGCAAGUGGUCGAGCUCACGCAAACACGCAACGUCUUCUGGAAAGUGCUGCGAGCGGAGAUGAUCAAGAUCGAGUUGGCGCGCAAGUUCCAGACGGCGCCGAUCUUCCCAACGCCGACGCUUCGCGAGGCGAUGCAGUGGAUCGAGGAGAAGUUGAAUGGGUCGGAAGCUCGCGAGUAUUUCAACAAUGGAUUCUGGAGUGACGUCCGCGCAGAAGUCGACGCCUCUCGACUCGUAUUCGACGAACAAAUUGCCGCGUGGCAAGAAAAUGUAUAA